UAUUAUUUCAUCGUGGACCCAAAUAAGCAGCCUUUAAAAAGACUAGCAACUUUCUGAAGUUUAACAGAGUCUAGUAGGUUCCAAAGGAUAACCAUCGUUUAAUAAAGAAUUUUACUAUAAAUACAUAGAAAAGAGAAAUAACAGAAGAAGAAUGUUGUCUACCGUUGCAAUUUUCACUAUCCUGUUCGGUUGUGCUCUGGCAAGAGACAUUAGGUCAGAAACCACCUGCCAGACUCACAAACGCAACUCUGCAGGCCAGCGAGCCCUAAUGCACUGGGACAUCCAGUGCGAUGCCCAGGGAAACUAUCUACCCCUGCAGUGCACUGUUGAGACCCCAAAAUGGUGCGCCUGCUAUAACAAAGAGGAUCCAAUCACAAGACCUUCCAGGAGUACCACUUCUUGCGAGUGCCACUUGGCUAAGGACUUAGCAAUAAAAGCCAACAAAUCCCCAUGCGAAAUCCCCGAAUGCCACAGGACUGGAAAGUUCGAGAAGAAGCAGUGCUGCACCAGAGACAAUAAAUGCCGUUGCGUUGACCCCACCACUGGCCAGACGACUGUUCAGCCAACCGCCGACAGGAACCUAAAAUGCCCUUAAUCGAACAUCGAGAAUCUGCGCUAGUGAUGAUGAGGAUAAUAAUACAAGAUUUGCGAUUUUUUUUUUUAUGAAUAAAUGGGAUUUAUACUUUUUCAUUUAUACAAGACAGUCUAGACUCUUAGAUUACUAAUUUAAAAAGAAUCUUUAAUAAUGGGUAUUUUGUCAAAACAACUACAAAAUGGGGUCUUUCUUACCCUUUUUAAAAAGAUAAUAUGGCAUAAAUUUUCAUUUUAUUUUUCAGCUUUAGCAAAGUUAUCCACGAAAUUUUGGAUUAUGCAAUAAGACAAGAAUGAAAAAUUAUUUUAAAGAUGAUUAGAAGCAAAAUAGUUUUGAGAAAAGGCAAUAUACUCUAUCCUGCCAUUAAUAUAAAAAAUAUGUAAAAAUCUAUCUCCACUCAAAAUGGCAAAGUGAAUGAGAUCUCAAAAAUACAAAUACUCUUCAUUCAAUUAAACGUAUAAUUAAUUGUUGGCCCAGCUUAUGUGUUAGAAAGUAUGAUACAACUCUCACUCGACUGAGAAUAGGUCACACUCGACUCACGCACAGGCAUUUAUUUAUUGAUGGGAGAAUCCGCCCCUCAAUGUAGAGAAUGUCAAUGCCCGUUGUCUGUUCAGCACAUUCUAAUUGAUUGCCCGCAAUCUAUUUCGCAACGUGUCGUUUAUUUUCAGUUUUCUUGUACCAUUUUAAAAGACAUUCAUCACAAAGUUAAACAUUCGCAUCUUUUUAUUUUUUUAAAAAAAUGACAGGAUUUUACCAUUUGAUAUAAUUAAAAGUAGUUCAGUUUUAAAGUUUACUUACUGCUUUUUAACGUAUACCAUAAAAGUUGAUAAGUCAUAAAAAAUGAUAAGAUUUUAUAUAAGAGUUUUAAUUUGUAUAUAACAGUUCGAGUCAUAACAAAAUUUUAAUUCGUACCAUACAUUUGGUGCAGCAUAAUCAAGAAUGGUUUUUGCGCCACUAAACCCCACUCAAUCAAAUCAAUCAAUAGAGACAAAAUAGAUUAGUUCUAAGGGAUGAAACAAUUUUAAAGGGCUAGUGUUCCGAGGGAUGCGAUAACCGAAAUUCAGGGGGAAUUUCCAAGUGCUAUAGAGUCAUUAAAGGUUAUAAUUUGAAUGUUCUUUCAGAUUCCAUGAGCUAGAAAAUUUUUGCAUCAAAUGCGAGGCCUACAUGUGCUUUUUUGGUAUCUCCUUUCGUCAUUUCUACUUAUUUUUUCGAUUUCCUAUGUUUAAUACCCACAUUACUUGCUUCAGUGUUUGUGUUCCAUAACUAUGCAUAUAUACAAAUAAACUUUGGCUCUAUAU
Messenger RNA from Argiope bruennichi, 1890 nucleotides. RefSeq names its product U24-ctenitoxin-Pn1a-like. NCBI's taxonomy places the organism in Eukaryota, Metazoa, Arthropoda, Arachnida, Araneae, Araneidae. The transcript is spliced from 5 exons. The record is from RefSeq and is a predicted model, not a curated record. The coding region runs from base 152 to 595 and encodes 147 amino acids.